UCAAGUCAACUCAUAAGGCUACAAAUAUGUAUUUGUGAUGAGCUAUGAUUCUUUUGAACUAAUUUGAUCUUUCUUCUACUUCUAUAUAAUUUCCUCGAGUUUGAAAAAAAUAUUUCGCUUUUUUUUUAUCAUUCUCUCCUUUCAUUUUAUUAACAUACUCAUUUCUAUCAGAGCUGCCAACAGGCCACUUUUUUUCGACUUGGCCUGGCCUGGUUGCCUGGCCAUAAGCUUUUUGGACAGUAGCAGGCCAGGCCAAAAAAUAACUACUUAGCCUGUAGUCUGGCCUGGCCUGCAGGCUGUUGAGAGAAAAGAACAAACUUAUUGAAUAUUUUUACUCGAUUUGUACAUACAAUUGCACAAUAUUUGUCGGACACUUUCCUUAUUUCCUCACGUUAAUCACGAUAAUAUGUUUAGUUCUUCUCAAUUCAAAUUAUGACGGUACAAAAUUUUUCCACACAAUGGAAAGUCAAAAGAUAUAGAACUGAGCGAUAAAUAGUCUAUUCUAUACAAAACACUAGGCUUUCAAUUUAGUUGUAAUUCCAUCAGCUUUGUUCCAUGACAUUAAAAGUGAUUAUCUUCAGAAAGAAAAUCGUACAAAUCGAAAAUCUGCAAAACACUACUAAUGUUGGUCAGAAAAUCUUGCUUCUUAUCUUCGUCUAGUGAAUGAUAUUGAGUUGAAUUGGAUUAUUAGUCAGCUUCAUUUCUGUUGUGUAUUCAUUCUUCUUGCACAUUGAGACACAUUCUAGCUCAAUCAUAAGCCCAUGUAAAAGCACAAAGAAAAAAAAAUUAGUUCAAAAGAAUCAUCGCUCAUCACAAAUACAUAUUUGUAGCCUUAUGAGUUGACUUAAAGUCUGGAAGUUGCGUACUACUUUCAAUCUUCGCAGCUAAUGUUAAACUAGAAUAUAUGAGAAAUAUUGAUAUGAUUAAUAUGCACUACUGUCAUUCAUCACAAGAAACAGUAGGGUGGUACAUUCAUAGUUCUUUUCUCGACAAGGCUCAUAUAAAAUAGUAGAAAUGAAGGCAUGCAAAAAGUAUAUAUCUUAAAAUAAAAGUAUGUCAUUUUAGUAUUCAUAAUCAAAGUAAGAGUAAAACUUUAAAUUCAAUAUAUUUACUCAAUUAUGUUAAACCUACAAUAUCACUCAAAAUAAGAAUCAAUCAAUAUAAAAAAAUAAGUAGUUAUCAUUCAGGCUACAAGCUUCGGCCUGGUGGCCCGGUCAUAAAUUUUUUGGACAGGAGCAGCCCAGGCUAAAAUCUGAAAACUCGACCUGACUUGAUAGCCUGGUCUGCCAGACGCCUGCAGACCAGGCUGGCAGCUCUGAUUUGUAUUGUAUUAGCAUCAUCUUGACAAUGCGAAUUAUUUGCUCUUCGGUUUAAAUUAGAGGCAUUUCAAGGAAAAACACAUUUAUUUAUGACUUUCUUUAUAUCCCUUAUUGUUUAUUGACUUAAAAUAAUUUUCAGGAUCAUAAAUCAGUUCGCCUUCUCGUUAGAAAGAUAGCAUGGGUGCCGCAAAAAACUCAAAUUUUUCCACUGAGACUAGAUUAAAGCACGGGCAAAUCUGUGAUAUUUGAAAUAGGGAAAACAAUAAUUAGAAAUGAGUUCUAUGAGAACUGACUAUCGUGCUUUUUUUCAUUGGCUCUGAUUAGGAGAAUUGUUUACCAUUUUCAUUGUAAAUGAACCAAAAUGAAUGCUGAUUAAAUAAAUGAUAUUUCCUGUUAUUAAGAAAAGAAUGUUUUAUAUUAUUCCUUAAAAAUAAAGUUAUUGUUUUUUAUUAGGAGGUCAAAACUAAACGACACAUCACCACCAAUAUACGAAAACAUCUUGGAUUAGUUCAUAAACGUACUGAAUUUCUUUAUUCAUCUCAACGAAAAAACUAUUUACCAAAAUCAAAUUCUAUUUCAAUUGAAAGAAAAAAAGAAUUACAUUCAGCAAUUAUAUCAUGUAUAAUAAAAGAUUCACGUUGUUUCAAUGAUUUUAGGAAAAGCGGAAUGAGAGCAUUUCUUGCUGUAGCCAUUCCAGGUUAUGUUCCACCGCAUAGAGUUACAGUGAAAGCUCAUCUUGCUAAACGUUAUGCACAGCAUCGUAGUUCAUUACGUUCUGUUCUUGCUAAUAUACCUGCUAUCGCUCUAACCUCGGAUGUGUGGAAGAACAGCAGUGGAACUCACUUUAUUAGUUUAACAGCUCAUUUUCGUGAUACUAAUUUUAAUCUUAUAUCUCUUACAAUCGGCUUUCGACAAUUAGUUGGUAGUCAUAUUGCCGAACGUCUUCGAAAAUAUAUAUUAUAUGAAAUUACAUCAUUAAAUAUUCAAAACAAAAUCUGUUCAAUUACCACGGAUAAUGCUACAAACAUUGUCGCUGCAACUUCAAAUUUUGAUCAUUUCGGCAUGAGAAUAUCAUGUUUGGCACAUGUGUUGAAUCUUAUUAUUCAAGAUGGACUUAAUUUAUCGGACGAAAACAUGGAAAAAUCUUCGAAUGAUCAAUCAUCAUCAUCCAAGAACAAAAAAAAUUCUAUUGAUGCAAUUAAUGGUGAUGAAGAUAUUGAAUAUCGAAGUUCAGAUGAUGAUACAGGUGAAAAUGAAAAUAAUGAUGAAGAUAAACGUGAAGAUGAAAGUGAAGAAGUAGAAAGUUCAAGUGAUACUGAUUUAGGUGUUGAUGAAAUAAGUCUUAAUGAAAGUUCCAGUGAUGAAGAUGAAACUGAUCUUGACAAUAAUACACCAUCUGCUGGUAAUACAUUAAUGAAUGUACAUUAUUUAGUUAGUCGUGUUCGACAAUUUGCUCGAAUUACUCGUCGAACACAUGUUUUACGUGAUUACUUUCAACAAGAAGCUAAACGUAAAAAAUUAUCUAGUAGUGGUCUUAUAUUAGACUGUAUUAUAAGAUGGAAUUCAUCUUAUUACAUGUUAGAUCGAUUUAUUACUUAUCAAGAUACGAUUAAUCAAAUUACUGUUAAUCCAAAGCGAGUUUUACCAUUUAUGGGUGCCAGUAUGAUUCAUAAGCUUAGUUCUUUCAUCUUCAGCCAUGAUGAUUGGGAACAUCUUAUUGUUACAAAAGAUGUUUUAUCUAUCUUCGAACAAGCUUGCUGUCUUAUUUCUGGUAAAAAAUAUCAAACCAUUUCUAUCGGUUAUGUGGUUCUUGUUGGUCUUCAACAUCAUUUAUCUCGAUACACAGCAACUGGUGUACAACGUAAAAUUGAAAUGAUUAUUAAAAAAAGUUUACUUGAUGCAUAUCAUUAUCACGUGAAUGAUAAAGUGUCUUCGGUUCAGAAGUAUGCCAUGAUGGUGAGUGAUUUUUUCUACGUCUUAGGUUAUUUUUAA
Molecule: messenger RNA, 3311 nt
Organism: Rotaria sp. Silwood2
Lineage: Eukaryota; Metazoa; Rotifera; Eurotatoria; Philodinida; Philodinidae
Source: the annotation of a GenBank genome assembly